AGAAAAAAUUUAGGUUGUGAAAAAGAAAUGCCACAAAAAAGAUUCAUAUAAAAUUGAUAACUGGAGAAAUAUAGUGACCAAUUAAUAAUCAACUAUAUGAAAACAAUUGAUCAAUGAGCAAAGGGUUGACACAAUUGGAGUUCCAUAUACCAGGUAGUGAAUGGAUUCCAGUAGAAGGAAACGCAGGAAUAUACAAUAAAAUCCUAAAUGAAGAUAAACAAAGUGGACGUAUAACCUUAUUACAAAAAUAUGAACCAGGAGCAUUUACUGAUAACGUUGCCAAACAUACUUUCAUCGAAGAGGUUUAUAUUAUAGAAGGCGAGUUGACAGAUAAGGGAUUAAAGAAGACAUUUGAGAAAGGAAGUUAUGCAUUUCGUCAUCCUGGUAUGAUUCAUGGUCCUUAUGAAUCACGAAAAGGUUGUUUAACGUUUAUAAUUAUAGAUCCAUCUAAAUAGAAAAGUCCAUUAAUAUAAUAAUAUAUAAGGUUU
Messenger RNA from Scheffersomyces coipomensis, 488 nucleotides. RefSeq names its product RmlC-like cupin domain-containing protein. Lineage: Eukaryota; Fungi; Ascomycota; Pichiomycetes; Serinales; Debaryomycetaceae. The coding region runs from base 114 to 455 and encodes 113 amino acids. The transcript has a single exon. The record is from RefSeq and is a predicted model, not a curated record.